Messenger RNA from Acanthosepion pharaonis, 1017 nucleotides. The record is from the annotation of a GenBank genome assembly. Lineage: Eukaryota; Metazoa; Mollusca; Cephalopoda; Sepiida; Sepiidae.
AUGAAUAUUGGCUUAGCUCAAGUUCACUCUCUCUCUCUCCUACCUCUCUCUCUUUUACUCUCACUCAUCUCUCUCUUCUUCCACUCUCUUAAAUCUCCUCCUCUCUCCUACCAAGCUGUUCUUCUCUUCCUCUCUCCCUUGUCUGCUUGUUCUCUUCCUCUUCUCUCUCACUCCCUUGUCUCUCUCUCUUCUGUAUCCCUGUUUUCCUUCUUCCCUCUCUUUCCCUCUCCUGGUUCCCCUCCUCCUCUUUCUCUCUUUCAUCUCCCUGUGUCUCUCAUGUCUCCCUGUCCUAAUCCUUUCUUUCUCACUCUCCUCUCUCCUGACUCCAUGUCUUUCCCCCUCUCUUUUUUCUCUAUCCCUGUCUUCACCCUCUCUCUUUUCUCUAUCCCUGUCUUUCCCCCCUCUCUCUUUUCUCAAUCUCUGUCUUUCCCCCUCUCUCUUUUCUCUAUCCCUGUCUUUCCCCCUCUCUCUUUUCUCUAUCCCUGUCUUUCCCCCUCUCUUUUCUCUAUCCCUGUUUUCAUCUUCUCUCUCUUCUUUUCCCAAUCUUUCUUCUCUCUCUUCUCUUUGCCUGUCUUCCUCCUCACUCUUUUUUCCUGUCCUCCUCUCUCUCUCCAUUUUCUCCUCCUCCUUUCUCUUUAUCUUCUGUUUCCUUGUCCCCAUGUUCCUUCUUCUGUUUCCUUGUCCUUCUCUUCUUUCCACUGUGUCCCGCACCUCCUCCUCCUCCUCCUGUUUUUCUCUGUUGUCCUCCUCCUCCUCCUGUUUUUCUCUGUUGUCCUCCUCCUCCUGUUUUUCUCUGUUGUCCUCCUCCUUCUGUUUUUCUCUUUCCUCCUCCUGUUUUUUUCUCUGUCUUCUUCCUCUUCAUUUUCCCUGUCCUCAUCCUCUUUUCUGUCCUCCUCCUCUUCUCUCUUCUAUUUCUGUCCUCCUCCCUCCCUCUCUCUUGGAUCUAUGUUCUUAUCAUCCUUCUCAUCUCACUCUCCUGUUUCCCUGCCCCCCCCUCUCUCUCAAUUGUCAAGCUAG